AUGGCAGUGGACAGCAGUCUGCUGACGGGUCUGCUGUACAACCGACCCGAAGACCCCGUCAGCUUCCUGAAGCGCUGCCUGACCAGAACCACUGAGCUGGGGGGGGCCGGGGCCGUCACCUGGGACACCUUUAUCCACCUGCUGGGCCCCGGACCCCCAGAAACCACAUCAACACCCCUAAAAACAGCAUCUAUACCCCCCAGAACCACCAUAACCCCACCUGCACGUCCAAUAAACCCCCCCCAUACCCCAAACAACACCUGUUCCCCAAGGAAAACCCCCCAUACCCCAAACAACACCUGUACAUCAGGUAAAACCCCCCAUACCCCAAACAACACCUGUACCUCAGGUAAAACCCCUGAUGCCCCAAACAACACCUGUACCUCAGGAGCCCCAUCAGCUAAAGGCUGCCCCUCCAUGAACCUCAGAGCCUCUGUCCCACCUGUCCUGCCCCCCCAGGUGUUUUCAGGCAGAAGUGAAACCCCACCAGGACCCAAAACAGCUCCUGAACCCCUCCCAGUCCCUCCUCUGGUCCGCUCUCGGCUCUCCAUAGACUCGGACUCGGACAUGACGGAGAGUGUUGGACUCCUGCAGGAAGUGAGCAUGCCACCCCUCAUCGUCUUCAUCAUCGGCGGUCCAGGAAGCGGGAAGGGAAGCCAGGCGGCGAGGCUCGCUCAGCGCUUCAGAUUCAGAGUCCUCUCAUUGGACGAGCUGCUGAGGAGGCAGCUGCUGAGCCACGCCUCCCCCGGCAGGAAGUGGGAGGUGAUAUCAGAGAUGAUGGGCCACGGAGAACUGGGCCUGCAGGAGGAUACCAUCUCAGAACUGAGGCGCCAGAUGAUUGGUCAGUCCGAGGUCAGAGGGUUCAUCGUGGAUGGAUUCCCAAGAGACGUCCACCAGGCCCUCAGCUUCCAGGAGCAGAUUGGCUCUCCUGACCUGGUGCUGCUGCUGCUCUGCUCCAAUCAGACACUCCACUGCCGUCUGCAGCAACGAGCCGUGCAGCUCGGCCUUCUGGGAGAUAACAGCACCGCCCUGAGGAGACGCCUGGACUCCUUCCACAGAGACAUCACCUCCGUCAGCAGAUACUACAACCAGCUACACCUGCUGACACAGGUGGAUGCAGACAGGCUGGAGGAGGCGGUGUUUUCUGAUCUGAGUGCAGCGGUCAGAGAGAAGCUGCUGAAGGACUCCUCAGAUCCUUCUGAUUUCCCAGCAUGCAUCAGUGCGGCCCGCCCUCACAUGAGAUCCUUGGAGCAAUGACAGACAAUGGAUGAUGUUA
Trematomus bernacchii (emerald rockcod) is the source of this 1276-nucleotide messenger RNA. RefSeq names its product adenylate kinase isoenzyme 5-like. NCBI's taxonomy places the organism in Eukaryota, Metazoa, Chordata, Actinopteri, Perciformes, Nototheniidae. Gene Ontology annotation, cellular component: cytosol; cytoplasm. The record is from RefSeq and is a predicted model, not a curated record. Gene Ontology annotation, molecular function: AMP kinase activity; ATP binding. Bases 1 to 1257 code for a protein of 418 amino acids. The transcript is spliced from 9 exons. Gene Ontology annotation, biological process: nucleoside triphosphate biosynthetic process.